Molecule: messenger RNA, 1263 nt
Organism: Podospora pseudocomata
Lineage: Eukaryota; Fungi; Ascomycota; Sordariomycetes; Sordariales; Podosporaceae
Exons: 1
Coding region: 1-1263 (420 amino acids)
Source: RefSeq, a predicted model, not a curated record
AUGUCUCUGCUCGCCUUGUUCAGAAAUCGAGAUGCAAAAACCCCGACCGAGUCACCUCCGGCCAAUGUGUCCAAGAAACGAUUGAGGAAGAAAUCUUUUGCUCGUCUCACAGAAAGAAACAUCGAAGCUGUCCAGGAAUUGAGCAGCCCCAUGGGAAACCAUGUUUCCUUCGAAAGCAACCCACGGUCCCAGCGCCACCCACGCGCUUCCGCCAACAUCCCCGAGCUGCCAUGCUUACCUAUAUAUGAGACCUUGACACUGUCUAUGGGAUCUUCCAAGGGGCCAUGCCAUGGUGGCAGUGAAACGUCGUCAACGAAGGUCAAGGAAAAGCCGCGGCCUCUAUCGAAAUGUAUGCCUCAGAAUACCUCACGGGUUCACUUUCUCCCACAACAAGAGUCACCAACCUUCAAACUCGUCCCUAACAUCCACCCAACGCCCACUCCGCAGCCAACUCCGAAAUCCCCGGUUUACGACCGAGCUUCGAUACUCGCUGACUCGUAUCGAUCAAUACUUCCCGACUUUGAUGCCAUGGAACAAAUCAUCGAAUCGGAAGAUAACCUCUCUCUGCCCCAGAGUCCCUCUGAAAAAUGCCCCCAUAUUCCACUCUGCCGGCCCCCCACCAAUCAGUCGGUAUGCCGGCAGUCAACAGUCGCCAAGCAAGUCAUCGUUGAGGUGCCAUCCUCACCUCAGCACCACUCCUUCAUUGCGCAGAUAGAUUCAGUCGUUGAGCCCCAGUCAGCAGCAUCUUCGUUUACCGUUGUGGAAAAUAGCGAACGAAGUUCCGAAGAGGAGGCCACAGCGCCUGCCAUUCCGCCUCAGGCUCCUCAACGGAAGGUUCAAGCCAUCAACCAGAGUCGUGCAUUGCAACAGUCCCCGUCAGUCGCAGCGAGCAGUAAUCCUGCCUCCCCGAGGCGACCAAGGCCUCCUUCACCGCGGUUUAAAGUUACAAAAGGGGACAACACCAAGAGCUCUCUGGCGUUGCAAAUUUGCACGCAUAUGCUCACUGACGAGCUGAAGAAGGCGUUGUUUGCCAAACAGGAUGGUGUCGAUGAGGAUUCACAAGCUGCGAAGCUGCAGGUUUUGUUGUUGAUCGAGGCUUAUGAGGGUGUGAUGGAGAGCUGUAAAGAGCAGCUUGCGCACUCAGAGCAAGAGGGGAGCAAUGUCGAAGUCAAACAUGCUAGGGAGGCGGUGGAGAUUUUGGGGCAUUGGUUGGAUAGUUUGUAUGAGAUUUAUGGCGAGGCCUUUGGACGUGAUGAGGACUAA